AAACAUGUACAGCUCAAGUCGAAAUCAUGCGUGGGCAGUAUUUCGUCUUGCUUCGGCAUGCACGUCCCCGCAUGUUCGCAUUAUCAACAUCAACAAAGCCGGCGUGCCACCGUCCUUGCCCUCCCCGUCAACUUUCCACGAAUGGGGCAGGGAAAAACACACCUCCCCCUCCCGUGGAACCUCCUCCGCCCCAGAAGCCAUUGCCGGAUGCGUCAGUGGUAGAGCCUGCGCCUGGGUCUGCGUUUUACUACAAAGCUGUAGCCGUGGUGUUGGGCUUGGGGACUGGUUACGCCAUCGCCAACUAUACAGAUCAAGGCCUAGGAUUUAUAUGGCCGAAUCCGAAAAGAGAAGCGACCGCUCGUGGAUACACGACCGAUGCCAGUGUUACAAAUUGGUCAGCCACCCACGCGGUGGAGCCAAAGAGGUACUACGAGCCCAGCAGUGUCGAGGAGCUCGAGGCCCUGGUCCGAGACGCCCACGCCAAAGGGCAACGGAUCCGCCCUGUCGGCACGGCGCUUUCCCCCAACGGCAUUGGCAUGGAUGAGGAGGGAAUGGUGUGCUUGAACCACCUAGACAAAAUCAUACAAGUGGAUGCGGAAGCACAGACGGUGACUGUACAAGCCGGUGCCCGUGUCAGCCAGGUCUUGGAGGCAUUGGGGCGGCAUGGAUUGACCCUGCAAAACUUCUCUUCUAUCCAGGAACAGCAGCUCGGAGGCUGGACCCAAGUCGCCGCGCAUGGCACGGGGGCCUCGUUGCCGACGGUGGAGGAACAGAUUGUGCGGAUGAAGGUGGUGACUCCAGCGAGCGGGGUGAUGGAACUGAGCGAGACGCGUGACUCGGAGCUCUUUCGCCUGGCCAAGGUGGGUCUCGGUGCCCUGGGCGUGGUCUCAGAAUUGACGCUCAAGUGCGUCCCUCAGCACGAGCUGUUGGAGCACACAUACGUGGUGAACAGUCUGCGCGAGCUCAAGCGAGACCAUCACCGUCUCCUGCAAAGCUACCGGCACGUCCGCUACAUGUGGCUGCCGCACACGGAGAGCGUCGUGGUCGUGGUCUCCAAUCCUUACGAGGAGGGAAAGACCGCCCUCCCGCCUUCCUCCCACCGUCCCCCUGUGCCUGUCGAUGCGAAACUGGCUACCCUGCGGGCCCUUCUCCUGUCACACCCUGCCUCCCGCCUCUCCCCCGCCGAAAUCUCCUCCCUGGGCUUCACCGAGCUGCGCGACGCCCUUUUGGGCAUGGACCCUCUGGAUUGGCGGUGGGUGGCGCGUGUGAAUGGGGCGGAAGCCCGCUUCUGGGAGCAAAGUCAGGGGUACCGACGGGGACCGUCGACCGAGAUCCUGGGCUUCGACUGCGGCGGGCAGCAAUGGGUCUUGGAGGUGGCUUUCCCCAUCGGGCCACUCCCGGCCUUGGAGUCGGUGGACACGGGGAAGGGCGGGCGCCGGAGGUGGUUUUCGCUAGGGCAGGAGAAGCGGAGAAUGCCAGAGGCCGCGACGCCGGACUUGGACUUUGUGGACCGGCUCCGGAGGCUGAUCCGGGAGAAGAACCUCCCCGCCCCCUGCCCAAUCGAGCAGCGGUGGACGGCCAGCAGCACGGCGCCCAUGUCCCCGGCGUACAGCUCGGAUCGGAACGCCGUCUUCAGCUGGGUGGGCGUGAUCAUAUACCUUCCCCCCGGGCAGGAGCCGGAGAGGCGGGAGGAGAUCGGGACGGCGUUUCGGGAGUACGUGGAGGCGAUGGAGCCCCUCUGCGAGGAAUUCGAGGCCUUUCCCCAUUGGGCAAAGAUCGAGGUCCCGGAGGAGGCAGGUCGGAGGGAGCGAUUGAAGGCGCGGCUGGCCAAACGCUACCCUGUUCCGGCCUUUAACUAUGUCAGGAAGGGGUUCGAUCCCAAGGGCGUGUUGGGCAACAAGACUGUUGACGUGCUUUUUGCGGAUGGGGAGGGCCAGUGAGGGAGGAAAGGAGGGAGGGAGGGAGGGCGGCGUUGGGAGGACGCGGGGCGCAAGCGGUUCCAGAGGGCUUUGGGUUGAUAUGUGGCAUGAGUACUGGUGUAUGCCGGGCUCAGAAAA
Molecule: messenger RNA, 2057 nt
Organism: Nannochloropsis gaditana CCMP526
Product: L-galactono-1,4-lactone dehydrogenase
Exons: 1
Cellular component (GO): membrane
Molecular function (GO): D-arabinono-1,4-lactone oxidase activity; FAD binding
Source: RefSeq, a predicted model, not a curated record